CUGCUGGUUUUCACCAAAGACCAGGCUGAGAAUAUCACACUUGAAGAAGCCUUGAUCUCUGAAGGCUGGGAAAAGCACAACUCAAAAUUUUCACCAUGAAGAGCUCCAGAAAUGUCUUCUGUCUUCUCUUCUUUCAUGCUGUGUUUGCAGCUCUUGGCCUGGAACGUGUCCGAUGGUGCACUGUCUCUGAGCAAGAACUUUCCAAGUGUAAUGACAUGAGUAAAGCCUUUGGUGAGGCUGGCAUCCUUCCCUCUCUGGAGUGUACAAAGGGGGGAUCAGCUGCUAACUGCACCCAGAUGAUCAAGGAUGAUUUGGCAGAUGCAGUGACACUGGAUGGUCGUUUGAUUUACCAGGCUGGGAAGGAGCAUGGUCUGAAGCCUGUGGUUGGGGAAGUAUAUGAUCAAGAGAUUGGAACUUCCUAUUAUGCUGUGGCUGUCGUAAGGAAGAGCUCCAACAUCACUAUCAACAGUCUGAAGGGUGUCAGUUCAUGCCACACAGGCAUCAACAGGACUGCAGGCUGGGAUGUCCCAGUGGGUUAUCUGAUGGACAGCGGGCGCCUGGCAGCAAUGGGAUGUGACCUUCCAAAAGCUGUAAGUGACUACUUCAGUGCAAGCUGUGUUCCUGGAGCAAAUGGUGUAAACUAUCCCAGAUCUCUCUGUCAGCUCUGCAGAGGGGAUGCAGCUGGGCAAAACAAGUGUUCACAAAAUUCCCAAGAGCGAUACUAUGACUACAGUGGAGCUUUCAGGUGUUUGGCUGAAGGUGCUGGAGAAGUUGCUUUCGUGAAGCACAGCACAGUGCCUGAGAAUACUGAUGGAAGAAGUUUCUCUCCAUGGGCCCAGCGGCUUCGCUCCCAGGACUUCCAGCUGCUGUGCCGUGGUGGCAGCAGAGCUGAUGUAACAGAGUGGAGAAGCUGCCACCUGGCUCGAAUCCCGGCUCGUGCCGUGGUUGUUCGCCCUGACACAGAUGGGACAGUUGUCUUCCAGCUCCUGAACCAGGGACAACGAAGAUUUAAUGGGGUCGGCACCAAGUUUCAGAUGUUUGACUCUGCAGCCUAUGGUGCCCAGAAUCUUCUGUUCAGAGACUCCACCACAGAGCUUGUUCCAAUUACAGCCCAGAAUUACCAGGCAUGGCUGGGUGAUGAGUACUUUUAUGCUAUGCAAGCCCUGAGCUGCAACCCCAACACCCUGCCAGAAAGCCUGAACUGGUGUGUUACAUCCACUGAGGAGAUUUGGAAAUGUGGUGAAAUGGCCAUUGCCUUUAAGAAAAAGAAUCUGAAACCAGCAAUUCAGUGUAUUUCAGCCACGACAAAGGAACAGUGCAUGGAGCUGAUCCAGAAAAAGGAAAUUGAUGCUGUAGUUCUGGGUGGAGCUGAUAUUUACACAGCUGGGAAGACAUAUGGCCUUGUACCAGCUGCUGGAGAAAGUUACUCUGCUGAUGACAGCAGCAAUGCAUACUAUGCUGUGGUAGUAGUAAAACGAAAUCUGUCCAAUGCAUUCACCAUCAGUGACCUAAAAGGGAAGAAGUCCUGCCACACAGGAUUGGGGAGAAAUGCUGGAUGGAAUAUCCCCAUUGGUAUGCUAAUUAAGAGAGGUGUUAUUAAGACCAGAGACUGUAAUAUUCCUCAAGCUGUGAGUGAGUUUUUCUCUGCCAGCUGUGUGCCUUCAGCUGAGCAGGAUGAUUACCCAUCAAAACUCUGUCAACUGUGUAUUGGAGAUGACAAUGGAAACAAUAAAUGCAGUGCAAGUAGCCAAGAACGUUAUUACAGCUACAGUGGAGCCUUCAGGUGCCUGGCACAGGGCUCUGGGGAUGUGGCCUUUGUGAAGCACUCGACGGUGUUUGAGAAUACAGAUGGUAAGAAUACUGAGAGUUGGGCCCAAAACUUGAAGUCCAGUGAUUUCCAGUUACUUUGUCCAAAUGGGGCCCGUGCUGAAGUCACCCAGUUUGCUGAGUGUCACCUGGCUCAAGUGCCAGCUCAGGCCAUUAUGGUUCACCCAGAUACCAGCAUUUUUGCUCUGUAUGGACUACUGGACAAAGCCCAGGUCUACUUUGGAAAUAGCAAUGGAACUGGAUUCAAAAUGUUUGAUUCUUCAACUUUUCAAGGAAAGAACUUGAUCUUUAAAGAUUCUGCUGUAAAGAUUGUGCCAGUAGAAGAGAGGAGGACAUAUGCAGAAUGGCUGGGGAGUGAAUACAUUGAGUCCCUUGAAGGCAUGCAAACAUCACAGUGUUCUGGGGCAGGUAAUAAGACAAGCCAAUACCUACUCAUGACUGCUCUCAUUCCCCUUCUUAUUUUAUGUCAGGUACAAGGCUUGGACUAGUGUGGUCCAAAUGGCAACUUCCAGGCCACCUCUGCCCUACCCCACUUUCUUCAGAUAAGCUGCAGUUUGGAUAACAUGCUGUGCUAACUUUAGAUUGCCUCUUCCUACCUCUUUGCAGGGCAAGUGCUAACAGCACCUGCUCCUCAGGGGAGUGGGGUGGGGAUGGAAGCUGCACAGUCCAUGUGGGUGGGAUAAAAUUUGGGCAGAAGCCAGCAAUACAAGGUCAGCAUGGUUGACAAGAUCAGUCCAAAACUGGAGCAUCUUUGCUAUUGUUGCUGAUGUUGAAUCACCUUGGGCUGGAGGAUUCCCAGGUGCUGUUAGAUGGAUGAUGGGUGUCCAACCUGUGAAAGAAUUUCCUCAUCUUGAAGGGAGUAUCAGAAAUUUUGUCUAGUGAAUCCUCUCUGGCCUUGUGGCUAGUUUGCUGGGGGCAAAAGUUCCUCCUGAGCUCUGCUGUCAGGAGAGUUAAGUGCACAGGGGACAGACAGGCUCUGGACAGAGAGAGCCUGCAGCCCAGAAUACAGCUUCUGCCAGGGGCAAGGUCCUCUACCUUCCAGUAGAAGAAAGUGAGGGGAAUCUGCAAAGUCACUGGAUGAAAAAGAAGGCCAGAGAGACUUGGGGGACUACCUGUUGGCACAGAAAAGAACCAGCCUACAUGUGUGCAUCCACUGAGCUUGUUGGCUUUCCACACCUACUUGUCUUCACUGCUUGAGAAAGAUGUUAUCUAACCUGUCAUCUUUAAUUAGACAUAAUCUUCACGAAGAAACUUGUGGCUGUCCUCUUUCUACAUGGGUUUAUCCGAGUGCCUCUUUAUGAAACUCAUAUUUACUGUUAGUGAAACAAAGUAGUUUAGUUCUGCUUGACUGUUUCUAUAUCUA
Calypte anna (Anna's hummingbird) is the source of this 3190-nucleotide messenger RNA. It is a transcript of the gene MELTF, whose product is annotated as melanotransferrin. The transcript has 15 exons. Gene Ontology annotation, biological process: iron ion transport. Gene Ontology annotation, cellular component: plasma membrane; early endosome; extracellular region. The record is from RefSeq and is a predicted model, not a curated record. Lineage: Eukaryota; Metazoa; Chordata; Aves; Apodiformes; Trochilidae. The coding region runs from base 96 to 2315 and encodes 739 amino acids.